Populus trichocarpa (black cottonwood) is the source of this 1737-nucleotide messenger RNA. RefSeq lists its product as uncharacterized. The record is from RefSeq and is a predicted model, not a curated record. NCBI's taxonomy places the organism in Eukaryota, Viridiplantae, Streptophyta, Magnoliopsida, Malpighiales, Salicaceae. Bases 82 to 1497 code for a protein of 471 amino acids. The transcript is spliced from 4 exons. Gene Ontology annotation, molecular function: RNA binding.
ACUCAAUCCUAAAAACAAUCUCGCUCGUUCAGAAGGCAGAACGGACUGUGGCUGCCAUAGGGGAGCGUGGAGAAGAGAAAAAUGGCGGUGAAGAGGUUUAUAACUUUAGAAUCUCUUGGUCUCUGCAUAUCUCACCAACUUAAGAAUUUCCACCCAAAUCAUUUCACAAUCUCUUCCAAUUCAUUUCAUUAUAGAACCAGUAGUUUGGUUGAUGUGAUGUGCAAGGUUCUUGGUCAGAGACCAGUGUAUAACGUUAAAGGGCAUCUUGUUCCUUUGGUGGGUCAUUUAUGGAUUCACUCUUGUCCAUCUCUAAACAAUGUUGACAAAGUUGUGGAGCCAACCGAAAAUUUUGAGAAAACCGCGGCGGUCUUUAGUGGUAGUGAUGUUAAAGUGAAGAGACCAAAGCUCAAAGGAAAACGAGCGGUGGUGAGGUGGUUAAAGUUCUUCAGGUGGAAGAAGAAGAAAGAGUACGAGAGAAUGACAGCUGAAGAGAAAAUCUUAUACAAGUUGAGAAAGGCUCAAAGGAAAGAAGAGAGGUUUGUUCAAGCUUUGAAAAAGAUUGAACCAAAAGAAUCAUCGGAAGCAACUCAUGAUCCAGAGAUAUUGACUCCAGAAGAGCACUUCUUCUUUUUAAAGAUGGGCCUUAAGUGCAAGAAUUAUGUGCCCGUCGGCAGAAGGGGAAUAUACCAGGGUGUGAUUCUUAACAUGCACCUGCACUGGAAGAAACAUCAGACUCUGAAAGUGGUGGUAAAGACAUUCACUCCAGAGGAAGUGAAGGAGAUUGCUGCUGAACUGGCACGAUUCACUGGAGGGAUUGUGCUGGAUAUUCAUGAAGAGAACACAAUAAUCAUGUACAGAGGGAAGAACUAUUCCCAACCACCAACAGAGAUUAUGUCACCCAGGGUCACUCUCUCCAGAAAGAAGGCUUUGGAUAAGUCAAAAUGCAGGGAUGGUCUAAGGGCUCUCAGGAGGUACAUACCAAGACUACAACAGGACCUUGAGUUGCUUCAUGCACGGGCUGGAGGAAAAGUUGGAAAAGGAACUGAACCUACUGAAGAAACCCCUGAGACUGACAUUGAUGGUGCAGAAUCUAGGAGCAUUUCAAGCAAGCAAUUGGAGAAUUCAGAAAAGCUGAAAGAAAUCAUUGAUAGGCAAGAUGAAGGCUCUGAGGAUGGUCCUGAUACUGACUUAGGGAUUGCAUCAGACUCGGAAGAUCUAUCAGACAUUUUUGAGACUGACUCUGACGCAGACACGGAGGAGACAUCAAAACGUCCACUUUAUUUGGAAGAGUUUGAAAAGUUCUCAGUUGAAGCAGACGGAGAGCCUGAAGAUUUUGAGGAGCACUUGCGCCAAAUAUCUCUGGGCUCAAAAAAGGGAGUGACAUCGGGGAAAGAUGUGGAUAUCCCCACGGGGGUAGAUGUCGAUUCACCAUCCUUUGACGAGGUUGAUCGCAUGUUUCUCCGUGCUGCUUCUCUUUUAAAGAGAAAGAAGAGAUAGGAGACGACUGACUUAUGAUAGCGGUCAUCAUUCCGGACGAUGGGUUUCUUUACUAGUUCAUACGUGAAGCCUAGCAAUAUUUGAUGGGCGUUGCAUUUUUUUUUUCUGAUUUAAAACCAUUUUGAUAGAAAUGUUUGCAAAAUGUGUUAGAAUAUGAUGUUGUAGCUUUUCGUAUUUUAUUGUAAACAUAACUUGGAACUUCAGAAACGUAGUUAUGGUGAUUACUUAGGUCCUAUUUUA